AUGUCGUCGACCAGCGGGUCUAGCGGCGGCGGGAGCGCCAGCUCGAGCAAUCCGCCAGCUGCCUCCUCAUCUGGUACUUCUUCACCCUCUGCCUCGUCCUCUCCCUCUGAAUCCUCUUCUUCUCCUGCUCCUUCCUCUCCCUCUCCUUCAGCAUCUGCUGCACCGUCUUCGACCGAUACUCAAUCCCCUUCUUCUUCUACAGACUCUGCAUCUAGCUCGGGAGCUUCCUCGACGCCCCCGCCGACAUCUUCCUCUCCUUCUCCAACGUCGACGCCCCCGCCCGAUACCUCAACCUCAACACCCAAUCCGACGUCGACGGGAAAUGGUGGCGGUGGGACCUCUAGCUCAAGCACGAGCGGUGGCGGCUCUAGCACUAGUAACUCAUCAGGCGGUGGAGGAGGCGCAACCCAAUCCAGUCAAUCCGUGCAGAGCACGCUAUCCUCGCAUUCGGUUGUGAGCUCGCAAAGCGUGCAUUCGUCGUUCACAACGAGUAUACAGACGACUUUUGUCUCAACAGAACCCGGAGGCUCGACCGUUUUCAUAACCAGUUUCGUCCCCCAAGUGACCACAGCUCCUCAACAGGAUAACACCUCUUCAAGCCACACUGGCGCCAUUGUUGGUGGCGUCGUCGGUGGUGUUGCCGGUCUGGCGCUCCUGCUUGUCCUGGGCUGUUUCAUCCGCAAACGCGCACGCAAGAACGAGUUCGAUGGCGACUUCGAUCCCGACCACGUCGUAGGCCACUCCACGGGUGCUACGCUCCCACGCAUCGACCUCGACGAUGAGGCACACGGAGGCCGCGGUGGUGGCCCCUCCGAAAUGAGUCAACCCUCCCCGUUCCAGAGUUCUAUGGGUACAUUUGGGGACGGCUCCAUGCGCGGCGCCGGCGCCGGACCCGGACCGGGCUCGGCGAACGGACACUUUGGGUACGGCGAGACACCGUACGGCCCGGGCGCGAUGGCUGCUGGCGCGGGAGGUGCAGCCGCCGCGGGCUACGCUGCGAACGCGUACCGUGGCACAUCACCGAUGAGUAGCAGCCACUACUCGGACGGCCAAUCGCAAUACCCGCAGACUUCUUCGGAGGGUGGGUACGUCCGCCCUGGCCCUGGCGCCCCGAUGGGCUUCGGCGCAGCUGGCCACGGGAUGAUGGGUCCUUACGAUCCCGCCGGCGGUCAGCGUGGCUACGGCCCGGGACCGCAUAUGCAGCAGCCGUACGGUGCCGCUGCUGUUGGCGGCUCUGGGCCAUGGUCGCAGGGCCACUCGCCUGCGCAUAGUGUCAGCGGACAGACGAGCACUAGUGGGGGCGCAGCAAGCGCUCGCCUGGCCAAGGAACGCGAGGCGAUGGGGCGGUACGGUGCGCGUGGCGCGCUGGGCGUCGCCAAUGGGGCGGAGGGCGAUGGGGACGGCGUGAUUGUCCAUCAGGACGGUGGGCGUGCGCCCGACGAAGGCAGUGGUGAGAAUGCUCCGAGAGAGAUUCCGCCGACGUAUGAUUCUAUCGGGCGAUGA
Coniophora puteana RWD-64-598 SS2 is the source of this 1503-nucleotide messenger RNA. RefSeq lists its product as uncharacterized. Bases 1 to 1503 code for a protein of 500 amino acids. The transcript has 2 exons. Lineage: Eukaryota; Fungi; Basidiomycota; Agaricomycetes; Boletales; Coniophoraceae. The record is from RefSeq and is a predicted model, not a curated record.